GAGUAUUCGCCUAAGCGUACUCCUCCCCCCCUCCAUCCGCCGACGCGUCAAAGCCUCCGAGAGUCCCUUUGCCGUCCGGCGCGUCGUCCCCACCAGCGGCGCCUACUUCGGAGCCACUGACUCGCCAAGGAGCAACAGGCUGACGCCACUCUCCUUGGCUUGGGUUAGCUUGGGGCGAGAUCCGACACCACGCAGUGACAGGGGGGGAAGGGGAGAGAGAGAGAGAGAGAGAGAGAGAGACCGCUUUUUCCCUUCCGUCCGAAGGCUCACAGGCCUCACAGCACAGCGGAGCGCAGAGUUGCCAAAGCUGCGGCAUCAUUAAUGCGACGCAGGUUGUUGCCAGAUCGCUGCCAGCCGAGUGAGCCGAGCGGGCCGAGUCGAGUCGACGUAACGCAGCGACGAGGUAUCAGAGCCAUUCUCGUCGGGUCGGAGCAGCAGUUCUCGCACGGAGACCGGGACGGUGUGUGGCCGAGUCGGGUCGCGACUCUUCCAGAGGAGAAUAAGCCCGUGCGUCUCCUCCUCCUCCUCCUCCUCCUCCUUAUCCUCAGUCCUCACGCUCGCCCGCAACAAUCCGCAUGCCGCGUCGCGUUGGGUCGCGGCUCGUGAUCGCGACUUCCUCAAAGUGCUCCUUUUAAUGCUCGACGACCCUCGGCCAUCCGGCCGUCGCGCUUUCGCGGUGCCAUAAAUCCGUUUUGCGUAUCAUGUUCCUCGCCGUCGCCGUCGCCGUCGCCGCCGACGUCGUCGUUGUACCUUGUAGUGAAGUAUCGAGGAACAGUGGAGCGUGAGGAGAUCACGAAGACACGACGAUAGUGAAUUCGUUCACUUGGCGAAUGUGCAUCGCGCGCGCUCCGUUCCGGAGCAUCUCAGGAGGAGACUUGUUGAACGACACGUACGACAACACAUUGAGUACGACGUCGUGCGUUAUCGUCGAAUUGCUAGACGAACGCUCGACGCGGGCAGCGAGCGAGCGGUAGGCGGGAUCUCUGGAAGAUUGAGAGAGUGCUCCUUCCCUCUCUCUCUCUCUCUCUUUCUCUUUCUCUUACUCUUUUUUUCUCAGGUCUCGUUUCCUGUGCUCUCGCACUCGUCACGUGUCCACUCAGGUAGGGCGAGUCGUAUCGUCGGAGAGGUGGAACCGACUCCUCGAGAAGAGUGACUCUCGCAGUCUCGAACGGUGUGGGCUACCCGUAACACCGAGAUUGACGGAGAUCGGGGAAGCGAUCUGUGGAGCGCGCAGUGUGGAGAUUGUCGGGGCGGAGGGCGGUGAGAAGAGACUGUGAGAGAGAGACUAUCCCCAUUGAUAUCGCGGGGAACGCUGCUGGUGCCCAACAGCGGCGACGGUGACGGCGGCGACGGCGACGGCGACGACGGCGGCAAUCACGGAGUUGUGUAUUAUUCUAUCGCGUACAGGUGGAAAAGGAAACAGUGAUCAUUUAUAGGAAUGAGACGAUCGUAGGGAAAGAAAGGGAGAGACGGAGUACGGAUUCGUGUGCGGGUGAUACGACGCAUAUAAGUAAGGCGUCGUGAAGAAGGUGAUCCGCGGAGCAAAGUUGGAGCUCGGAGCGGAGCGCGGAAGCGGCGAAUAGAUAGGCGUAGAAAGAGCGACGAGGACGCGGUGAUACGAAGAGGGAAAGGGAGAGAGACGAAGAGGACGUAAGCAACAGGCAGAGGAAGAGUAGUAAGAGAGCAGCGAACGUGUGAUCCAAAAUGGCGCUGAAUCAAGACGUGGACCAGUUGUCCAAGAGUAAUCCCGUCGUCAGGGUCGACCAGAAUUCCGAGUCCGAUCUCCAGGCUCUCUUCGACACCGUCCUGAAGCCCGACUCGAAGCGGCCGUUGCAGGUGCCGCUGCGCCUGCGCAACCUGCCGGAUUCCUUCUUCAAUCCACCGUCCACCGGUAGCAAGAGCCCCUCGAUCUCGCACUCGCGCGAGAACUCUGCGGAUUCCGCGUUCGGUGCUGCCGUCCCUGCGACACCAAACGGCGGUGGCGGCGGCGGCGGCGGUAAGCAGCGCAGCUACGACGUCAUCAGCACGGUCGACGACCUGGGCCCGCUGCCGCACGGAUGGGAGCAAGCGCGCACCCCCGAGGGCCAGAUCUACUUCCUCAAUCACCUGACACGCACCACGACAUGGGAAGAUCCGCGGAAAACGGCUGCUGCCGCAAGCGUGGCCGCAGUAGCCGCGGCAGUCGAGAGCAGCAAAUCCAAUGCUCUCGGUCCAUUGCCCGAUGGAUGGGAACAGGCGCGUACAGCCGAGGGCGAGAUUUAUUUCAUCAAUCACCAAACUCGCACCACUUCCUGGUUCGAUCCGCGAAUCCCAUCGCAUCUCCAAAGAACUCCGGCGUCCGGCGCGAUGCUGCCACAAAACUGGCAACUUCAACAACCCACCGGCAUCCAAAGCAACCAGAAUCUACAGGCCUGCCAGAAGCAGAAGAUUCGUCUUCAAUCGUUGCAGUUGGAACGUGAACGUUUGAAACAGCGACAACAGGAAAUUAUGCGCCAGGUUGGCAUUCAACAAGAGAUGAUGCUGCGACAGAGCACCACGGACGCCGUCAUGGAUCCGUUUUUGUCAGGCAUUAACGAGCAUGCACGCCAGGAGAGCGCCGAUAGCGGAUUGGGACUCGGUUCUGCAUAUUCACUGCCUCAGGCUUCCGACGACUUCCUCAAUAUAGACGAAAACAUGGAUGGCACGAGCGACGGAGGUGCGCCGAUGGACACGCCGGAUCUCUCAACCUUGAGUGACAAUAUCGAUUCGACAGAUGAUCUCCUGCCGUCACUUCAGCUGAACGAGGAGUUCAGCACCGAUAUUUUGGACGACGUGCAGUCACUCAUAAAUCCUAACACGACCAAGCCGGAGAACGUGCUGACUUGGCUAUAGGAUUAGAAGUGAUACUGCGGCAGAUGUCGGCCUAUUUAAAAGGAUAGGUAUUCAGGUUCUCGAAGUGGAAACUUUAUUCAGAUCUAGAUAUUAACCUGCGGUCAAUUAAUUGCAUCAUCGAGCAAUGUUGUUUUCAAUAUUUUCAAUCAAUGAUGCAAUUUUUAUUUCUUUAUAAUUUUGUAGGUUAGAUUAUAUUAGAUUAGGAUAGAAUUAAGUGUCUACUUCGAACCUAAACACCUAUUUUUUUUAUUUAUUUCUUUUUAUUUGGAUUUUUGCGGGAAUAUAUUACCACGCUAAAACAAUCAGGAUAUUGUUGGAAUAUAUUUUUUCAUUUCAAGUUUCUCAUAACAGAAUGAUAGAAUUGAGAAUUUAAU
Trachymyrmex cornetzi is the source of this 3245-nucleotide messenger RNA. RefSeq names its product Transcriptional coactivator yki (gene yki). Gene Ontology annotation, cellular component: cytoplasm; nucleus. The record is from RefSeq and is a predicted model, not a curated record. Gene Ontology annotation, biological process: hippo signaling; positive regulation of transcription by RNA polymerase II. Lineage: Eukaryota; Metazoa; Arthropoda; Insecta; Hymenoptera; Formicidae. Bases 1705 to 2871 code for a protein of 388 amino acids. Gene Ontology annotation, molecular function: protein binding; transcription coactivator activity. The transcript is spliced from 7 exons.